Molecule: messenger RNA, 6682 nt
Organism: Marchantia polymorpha subsp. ruderalis
Lineage: Eukaryota; Viridiplantae; Streptophyta; Marchantiopsida; Marchantiales; Marchantiaceae
Source: the annotation of a GenBank genome assembly
GCUGCUUCAUCAUCAUGCUAGUGGUGUACUGGGUUCUUGGGUUCUUGGAUUCUAGAGAUGCAGCAUGUACCAACAAUCGUCGGAAAGUGAUUAUGUGCCAUGAAGCAUGCAGAUUUUCCAUGAAAGCAUGUUGAAGGCCAAUGAAGCGACGACCUCUGCAGCACCUACGAACCUUUGGAACUUUGGAACCGAUGAAAACUUCGCGUGUCGAGAGCAGAUCGGCAUACCUUUCGUGGAGUCUCCGUAGGGGAUGACAUCGCGUGCAUGGCUGCGUUCCACUUUUAUGGAGUGGAGUCAUUGGGGGCAUUGGAGGCAUUGGAAACUUGCUACUUCUUGAGUAGUUGAGAGUCUGAUGUCACUGUGGACCACAUCUUGGGUGGUGAGGACUUACAUUAUUGGAGAGGAGCCAACACUGGGUCGAUAUUGGGGCCGAGGGAAACAUUGCUGGUUUCAGACAGCAGAGCCGAGAAGCCGGGACAGAGUGCAGAAACGAAAGGAGACGUAAAGCGCGAGAGUAACGGAAUGGAACUUUAAAAGAUAUGUCAAAACAUGAGCAUCUGAUGAGGUUUAUGGUGGAGCACGGGAGCAGAAAGCGGUGGACAAUGAGCCAAAAAGGUGCGAAAUUGACUUUGAAAACGAGUCUGGAGGCAGGGUAAUACCUUAGAGAGGACAACUAGAUAUAGAGGUGGUAACUGUCUGGGUUGCUAAAGUGGGAAGCUAGUCUCCUGAAGUUUGAGCUGUAGGGCAGGACCAUCUCCGGGUUUUCCGCAACCACUUUAGCUCAAACUUCCCCGAUUACCGAAGGCCCCCUUCGGUUACAGAUCUGGUGGAUUAAAAAGUACACCCGGCAGCUGAAGAUGGCGGCUGAAGAGGGCAACAAAGGGCAAAGUAGCCAAGGGCAAAGACCUUUUAUCUGAAAUUUCGGCUGUAAGGAUUCACUUUAAAAGAAAUGGCGGAAUGUCAACUAAGGGCAGGAAAAAUGAGUGGAUGGCGAGGGAGGGAAGGACCGAAACCGAAGAGUGGAUGGUGACGUUGGAAGAAACAGUAGAAAGCAUCUGAGGAACGGGAUGUUUUCAUCAUCAGAACAGGGAUGGAAAAGAAUCUACAGUUCAGGCGUGGAUACUGUCUUCAGAGAUGGCGGUAACUGACACUGAGAGGAUCUGGGGCAAGCCGUGGAGGAAGAAGAUGUGGUUGAUAAAGAUAAGAGACUAAACAGAGUAGAUCAGGUAAAAUGAUGGGGUGGGUUGUUGAAUAAAGGCGAAAAGCAGAAACUGUUGAAACUGAUGGGCCUACUGCUGAACCUCGGGAGAGCGUGCAUAGGCCAAGUUAUAGACAAUCUAGCAAUCUCAUAACCACAGCGAGCCAGUCCAGUCCAGGAUGACAAGGAGGUAGCGCGAAAUGUGGGGUUAAGAGCAGGGACGGGAAGGCAGAGGUGCGAGAAGACACUAGUGUGUUGGGUCGCGUACCCUGGAUUUCUUAGAAACAUAUACUUAAAAUAGAGAGGAGUUACAGUACCUGUGUCCUUUCCCACAGAUAAGCAAAGCAUGAAGCCUGCCCUUGUCCUCUUGUUGAAUCUGCGGGGAUGGAAACACGUGGUUGAAUGGAUUGGCCCGGCUUUUCUAUAUUGUUCUUGCACAUCUGCAGCUGCUGGGUCCCAGAGACCAGGGCCUCCUCGACUGGAAGACCUGGACCUGGAUGGACCAUCACUGCGCUCCGUGGUUACCGAUCUGCUAAGAAGGUCUCCCCUUCAACAAAAAAAUCAAAAUUGUCUGGUUGUUACUGCACUUGAGUUUCGUUGCCGAUCGUUUUACUCUUAGUUUUUUCUAUCCUCUGUCUCGCUUCCUCCGUGGUCGAGAUAUCCCGGACGGUAAUAAGUUGGAGAUAGUAUCUGCAAUGCCUAUCUCGGAGAGUCUCUAAGAUCUUCUUGCGGAUCAGAAACACAGAGAGGAUAACUCUCUUUAGCGAGUGAAAAGAUUUCCGUUGAGAUAGAUUGUAGCGCGUGAUUCUGUGUAAUUAUAAGUCAGAGGAAAUGCCAAGCAAGAUAUCAGUUAUUUUAUGAAAGAGCGGGGUAAGCCUGAGCUGCCCGUGCGAACGAUCACUGUGAGUAAGCCACGGUCGGGGGUUGAAUGCAACUAUAUGCUGGACACGCGUGAUCGGAAUGGUUUUCAGCACCAACAGCGAGUGAGCCUCGUUGUGCUGUGUGUGUUCGUUGUCGACGAGGAGUUGAUACUUCAGAGGUUUCUGAAAACAAAUUUCUCCUGAAAGGCGCUCGAAGUCUAGGCCGUCACGACAAUUAUCCCGUGACAGCCGUCUGAAUUUGAUCCAACCGAAGGGACGAAGAGUCUCGUGUUCCUCCUGCCUACUUCAGCUCACAAACCAAGACGUUGUCGAAGGGUCGUUAUCGUUCGAAAACGCUGUUGGAUGGACAAGUCUAUCGGGGAAGCGCGUUCGUUGGGUCUGCGCUGGUCGACUACCGGAUGAUAGGAUCAGUGAAGAGUAGAGUGCUGCGGAAUUGGGUGGCAGUACUGGGCCGUGGAAGUGGCAUCACCUAGGCAGGAAUACCAAGAAGGUUUACAGAUAUGGAAUCGGCCCAUGGUGCACACACUGUGGACAGGCUUACACAGAGUGUUUUAGCUGACCUCUGAAGUUUAGCUUAGUUGAUCAUGGGGUCCGACUCUCUGUUUGUGGCAGCAAGACCGUAAGUGGGUCAAAAGGUAGAGUAGACCUCUCUCAGCUUUGCCAUACGUUGUAUUCUAGUAAGCAGUGUGUGAAUCUAGUGAGAGAAAUAUACCUUUGAGAGCUUGGCAAGUGCAGGCUGACAACCAUCAUUAUAGUGUGAAGGCUAUGGAAAGAGUCGUAUUGGAAACACUUGGUUCAGAACUCUACUGAGAUACCAGACAGUGACCCAGUUGGAGGAAACUCUAGAGUGCAUUUCAAGGCUCAAAGAUCUCUCGUAUUGGGCGGAGAUGGACGCCAGCGUUCGGCUGGUUCUUGCUUAUUAGCUUCAUGUUUUAUAAGGGGAUAGAUGGUGGUUUCCACUAUUCCGAAAGUGAAGUUAAUUUGAGAUAUUGUCGAUGUCAUCAUUGCUCGCUUACGGUCAAGGUUUUCUUACGGGGGAUAUAGGCGCUGGUGCAGGAUUAACAGAACCCUGGGCGCAGUCAUUUGGUUGGGGAGAUGGAGGAGCCGUAUCCAUGGAUCAGGACCCCGGUAGUGGUAGUGUGGAAGGCGCUGGUGUAUCCGACUUUUUUAGCUUGAUUCAAGAGGGCGCUCCCAUCUUUGAAGAGGUUCCUCCAUCACCUAAGCUCACCAACUGUCCGACAAAGAAGGAAUUGCAUUGGGACUCCCCUCCUCAGUCACCCAGCACACCAUUCGUACACUUGCCAUACUCCGUCUUGCAGAUUGUGGCUACCGGGACGAAGGCAGAUGCGGUGGUAGUAGGACUGUUCCAGGACAGGUCGAUUUAUGGACUUGAGACUCUCCUUUACCUGCCGAAGUCACUCAAUUUUGCUGAGUUUCUGGAGGUCGGGCCUGAUUUGUUGUCGCACAUCAACGGGAAGGUGACGAGCACGAAGAAUUUGGAUCUACCUGUGGAAUUCACCCGUGCACUUGGGAGACGGCCUGUAGCCUUUCUGGCUUACCACUUUUCGUUGGAAAAAUACAAUGGAGUACUUUUCGGGCUUUGGAACGACAGUGUCCGAGCAACUGCCGAGGAUGUCUUUGCGGACGCCGUGCAGUCCCUUCCCAUGCUUUUGUCCAAUCGCAUCAAUGCAAGGAAGUACGAACACCUUGGCAGACGGUUUGAUGCCAUCUUGAAGGUGAUGCCAGAGGCGGUUGUGUUCGUCGACGACGGGUGUGCCCAAGUCGUUAUCAAUCCUGCGGCGGCCGCCCUCUUAGAACUUCCAACUCAUGGUGAGGUUGACCCUAGUAAGGUUGCCGGGGCGAUGAGGAAGCUGACAGAGCGUUGCAGCACUCGAACAGAUCCUCAGCACUGGAUGAGACUGCUUACUGACGAUGACGAGUUGGAGAUCGAGGAAGACUGGGAGCUGAAGGAUCCACGGCGCGUUCUUCAUGUGCGUUCAUAUCCAGUGAGCAGUGAUGCUGCCCAUGGGCGUCUCUGGCUGUACGAAGAUGUUACUGCACCUAGGGCUGCCGAAGAGGCUAUAGAGGCUGCGAACAAGGGAAAAUCCCAGUUUCUUGCUAUGAUGAGUCAUGAGUUGCGGACUCCCAUGACUGGCGUGCUUGGGAUGCUGGACUUGUUGCAGCUGACAUCGCUGGUCCCAGAGCAGCAAGGUCUUAUGAAGAUUAUGCAGGAGUCUGCCGAAGGGCUGAUGGAAGUUAUAAACAAUAUCCUAGACUUCUGCAAGAUAGAAGCAGGUCGCCUCAUUCUUGAAGAGAUUGACUUCUCUCUUAGUGACACCCUUGAACAGAUCUAUGCAUUGAGUAAAAAGGAUAUUCUGGAGAAGGGCCUGGAGCUAAAAAUGGUCUCAGAACCGGGUGCCAGGAAUGUUGUCAGGGGCGAUCCUGUUCGUCUUCGACAGAUACUGAAGAACUUGGUCAGUAAUGCCAUUAAAUUCACUGAACGCGGCUGCGUUACUGUUUCUUGGCGUUAUUUGGAUUCCCAAUGUUUCGAUGCCACCGUGUCCGAGACCUCGUCAUCACCUGUGAAAAGAAGUGACUAUAUAAGCCAGAUACUACAGGCUCGACAAGGCAACUGCACCAUCAAACAAACCACUGCACUCAAUGGUCGUUCAGUUUUGACGGUAGAUUGCUCAGCCGGAGGAGCGUCUACGCCCCAUGCUGAGGCUUCUUGCGGCUCUAACCUUCCGAGCGUAUCAACUCCGAGGGAGUAUACGAGUCAUUUCCGACAAAAAAUUCUAUCAAGCGGCGAGAGAACGUCUUCAGACUUGAAAAUGAGCAGGAAACGACUCGCUUCAGACGCUUUUGGGAGUUCCCAUUCCGGUGAAAAGUUCAGCAAGCGGGAAAUUGCCUCAGUUGGGCAAAUAAGCUCUGUUUCCAGUUGCCUGACCGUCUCUAAUGAAGUUGUACUAAGAGCGGAGCCAUCAGGUAUUAAAUUGCCGGAUUAUGCCGAAAGGCUUACUAUCAGUGUUCCAUCAGAAGAUCGAGGGCUCUGGUCUGCCAAAUCUCCUAGACUGUUCCCAGAACAUCUCAAAAUGUCACAAAAGAAACCUCCGAAGGACUGUGGUCAACCACACUGUAUAGUAGCCUCAGGUGCGAGGGAAAUCUUUUCUCAAAACGAAUCAGACUCAUCUGUACCAGUCCAAGUGAAGCCCUUUGAUCCUACCAACCGUUCAUGCAUGAAUCUUCCCAUUCCUGACCUUAGCGUGAUAAAAAAAGCCGUAGAACAAUACACAGCACCUUCCAUUACAUCAGGAUUAGGAAGUCAAGAGAGGAAUCCCACAGUGUCUUCUAAUGAUUCAGGGGACAAUUUUUGCUCAGUAUCUGCCUCAGACGCAAAUGACCAAAAGGAGUCCCGUGCCUCUGGAGGUUUGCAGAUUUGUAAAGUAUGCGAUGGUGUAAUAUAUACUGCGAAUAGCGAGAGAGUAGAGGAGUUCAGAAGACCCGACGAAAAAGUCUGGCUGGAGGUAAAGAUUUCAGAUACAGGUGUUGGUAUCGGAGACGAGCAGCUUCGAAAGCUCUUUCUCGCAUCUCAAGCAGGGAGCCAGAGAAGGGAUGCAGCAGGAACUGGUCUUGGGCUUGCCAUUUGCAAAGGAUUACUGGGAUUGUUAGGAGGAAAGUUUCAGUUUGAGAGUAAAGUUGGAGAAGGGACCACAGUUACUGUGACCGUGCCUCUGCUACCUGCCGAAGAGGCAGUUGAGGUGCUUGUGGAGUCGGUGGUUCCAUUAGAGAAACCUGUUCCGACACAGUCUUCCACCAGUCAGGCCUCAUCGCAACAAUCGAAGACUUCUCCAAAGAAGAGCACACAAGUUAACGUGUUAGUUGCAGAGGACAACAUCGUCAAUCAACUAUUGAUUCGCAAGAUGUUUCGUCACUACGGACACGUGGUGGACGUCGUUGGAAAUGGAAAGCUUGCUGUGGAGGCGGUGCAAAAGAAAGCGUUCGACCUGGUUCUUAUGGAUGUGCAAAUGCCUAUACUUGAUGGUUUGAGUGCAACUAAGGCUAUCCGUGGUCUUCCAGCACCAGUAUCAAGGGUACCCAUCUACGCUCUAUCUGCUGACACUCCCGGAAGUGGACCCAUGGAGGAGACUGGUCUAGAUGGAUAUUUGUGCAAACCCAUAGCUUGGGAGAAAAUGUCAGGACUAGUUGAGAAAAUACUGGCCGCCAAGAAUGGUGAGUCGUAGCAAACCCGAAUCUGUAUAUUACGUUGGGUUAUACGGUAGGUAAACUUGUACAAAAGAGUUACAUUCUUUGUUGGAGCUAGCUGUAAGAUUCUAAAGCUCAUCGGAGAUGUAUGCAUUAGUCUUAUUUUUGGUCUAUGUUUCCAACCAACUUUUUGUUAAAGAAGAAUAGUCACAGGAGUCAUCGAAAUUUGCAAAUGGUUUGGCCUAAGUUCCGAUACUUCCUUCUUUCGAUGGUCUCGGUUCCUCCAAACUUUGACUCUAAACUUUGAUUGGUCAUGUCCCUUUGAGUUCGGUUCGAUUAUGACCCCGAUAUGAUCUGAGAACGAUUUUCGUAGGAAAUUAAAAAAUGGCCUUUCUUCCCU